Molecule: messenger RNA, 624 nt
Organism: Triticum turgidum subsp. durum (durum wheat)
Lineage: Eukaryota; Viridiplantae; Streptophyta; Magnoliopsida; Poales; Poaceae
Source: the annotation of a GenBank genome assembly
AUGCGUGGAGCAGGAGGGGUGGCCAUGGUGCUCGCAUCGGGCUCCGGCAACAGCGGCGGGGGGAGCGACUUCUCCGUGAUGGUGAUAGGCUUCGACUUUGCGGUGGACGCUGGUGCGGCGCUCCUCGCCUCCCCUGUCGACCGCAAGGAGUGGCACGACUGCGUCCACGACCUCGACGACGACUUCUCCGACCUCGAGGAGCUCCAAGUGGUCCGCGUGCAGGGCGUGGACAGAUCCGACCGACCCGUCGUCCAUGUCGUCGACAAGUUCUUCUCCGGUGUCGUGCUGGCGACCGGGUUCGGAGCACUUGUAUCAAAGGUGGCUGAGCACUGGUACGAGGUCUACAAGGUGGACAAGCAGGGGGCCAACCUCUGGUUCAUCUACUUGUGGGAGGACAAGGUCCAUGACAUCUCGCUGAACCACUACACCUGGCUUGCUCACCGGCGCGCGCGUGUGUGCUUCGAUGCACGACGCUUCGUCGAGCUGGCCGGACCGCGGCAAUCCCCGGAGCUGGAGCGGGAGGAGGCAACGAGAUGCUGUUGCUGCGGUUGCGUCCUCGGAGGCAGCAGCUGCCCCUCGCCGACCUUACCAACCUUCGGCGUCCGCCAUGAGCUCCGCACAUGA